CUGAUCGGUCAUUCGAUGUUCAGCGUUCGUCAGUGAAAACGUUUUUUUCUUCUCAUUUAAAAUUCAAAGUUUUGUGAAUAAAUUGUUUAUAAAAAUUAAUGAAUUUGUUGAGCGGUGCAGUUUAAGUGGAAUUCUUUUUUUUAUUGCUGUGGCAAACGCAAUGGCAUUUUAUAGUGUUUUUUUGUUAUUUGUAAAUUAUUUGAUGGUCAUUUGUGUGGUUGGCCAAGAUAUAGAUAAAGAUGUUGAAAUAAUUGCGGGCAAAAAUCAUCCACAAAAUCAUCCAAUGGAUGCAAAUAUUAUCGGUCAUUAUGCGAGUGAUCUUUAUGGUCCAUCUGGACCGGAACCAAGAGAACCAAAUUGGAGAGCAUGGUCGAUGUUGUGGGCAAACGAAGGUGAUGGAAAACAUGGUGAAGUGAGCUUCCGACAGAUUGGACCUGUAAAUCCGGUAUUGGUGAAUAUAAAUGCGACUGGUUUGCCGCCUGGUAAGCAUGCCGUUCAUAUUCACGCUUUUGGUGAUAUGCGACAGGGUUGUAAAUCAACUGGACCACAUUUACGUGGUGUUUUGAUUGGAAACAUUGACGUUCCUGAAUCGGGUAACCUUGAUUUGUCAUUCUUUAGUCAGCAUAUUCAACUGUUCGGGCAUCGUGGUGUUAUAGGACGAUCCAUCGUGAUACAUGAAAAACCAAUUGAAUUCAACCGUAGCCCAAGCAUCUAUGGUGUGCCUGUUGCCGAGCAAUCCAUUCAACCGGUUUCAUACCAAACCGAAGAAAUGUCUGUCGGCAUGGUUCUUGCGUGUGGCAUGAUUACAGUUGUAGAAAACAAUGCGGCACAAUAAUUAAAAACCUUCUAUUUACUGUUUUGCAUUAAACAAAAUUCCAUUUUUCACGCAUUAAGAACGUACAAA
Molecule: messenger RNA, 904 nt
Organism: Contarinia nasturtii (swede midge)
Lineage: Eukaryota; Metazoa; Arthropoda; Insecta; Diptera; Cecidomyiidae
Product: superoxide dismutase [Cu-Zn]
Exons: 3
Coding region: 161-835 (224 amino acids)
Biological process (GO): removal of superoxide radicals
Molecular function (GO): copper ion binding; superoxide dismutase activity
Source: RefSeq, a predicted model, not a curated record